Cryptomeria japonica (Japanese cedar) is the source of this 2304-nucleotide messenger RNA. RefSeq lists its product as uncharacterized. The coding region runs from base 1 to 2304 and encodes 767 amino acids. Lineage: Eukaryota; Viridiplantae; Streptophyta; Pinopsida; Cupressales; Cupressaceae. The record is from RefSeq and is a predicted model, not a curated record. The transcript is spliced from 14 exons.
AUGGAAAGUAGACGAGACCAGCUUUCCGACAAUAUCUCGUUUGCCAAAAAAUUUGGGUGGUCACCGAAAAAGGGCCACAGUGGAGGAGGCCAUGGUGGUGUCGAAAAAUCUAUUCCUGCUGAAAAAACCUCGGCAGCAGAGAAUGGGAUACCAGAGACGGCAGUGGUCUCACCAUCUGUAGGGUCAGUGGCGGGGUGGCCGAAAGGCGACGUGGGUUGGGUUGGGUGGUCACCGAAAAAGGGCCACAGUGGAGGAGGCCAUGGUGGUGUCGAAAAAUCUAUUCCUGCUGAAAAAACCUCGGCAGCAGAGAAUGGGAUACCAGAGACGGCAGUGGUCUCACCAUCUGUAGGGUCAGUGGCGGGGUGGCCGAAAGGCGACGUGGGUUGGGUUGGGUGGUCACCGAAAAAGGGCCACAGUGGAGGAGGCCAUGGUGGUGUCGAAAAAUCUAUUCCUGCUGAAAAAACCUCGGCAGCAGAGAAUGGGAUACCAGAGACGGCAGUGGUCUCACCAUCUGUAGGGUCAGUGGCGGGGUGGCCGAAAGGCGACGUGGGUUGGGUUGGGUGGUCACCGAAAAAGGGCCACAGUGGAGGAGGCCAUGGUGGUGUCGAAAAAUCUAUUCCUGCUGAAAAAACCUCGGCAGCAGAGAAUGGGAUACCAGAGACGGCAGUGGUCUCACCAUCUGUAGGGUCAGUGGCGGGGUGGCCGAAAGGCGACGUGGGUUGGGUUGGGUGGUCACCGAAAAAGGGCCACAGUGGAGGAGGCCAUGGUGGUGUCGAAAAAUCUAUUCCUGCUGAAAAAACCUCGGCAGCAGAGAAUGGGAUACCAGAGACGGCAGUGGUCUCACCAUCUGUAGGGUCAGUGGCGGGGUGGCCGAAAGGCGACGUGGGUUGGGUUGGGUGGUCACCGAAAAAGGGCCACAGUGGAGGAGGCCAUGGUGGUGUCGAAAAAUCUAUUCCUGCUGAAAAAACCUCGGCAGCAGAGAAUGGGAUACCAGAGACGGCAGUGGUCUCACCAUCUGUAGGGUCAGUGGCGGGGUGGCCGAAAGGCGACGUGGGUUGGGUUGGGUGGUCACCGAAAAAGGGCCACAGUGGAGGAGGCCAUGGUGGUGUCGAAAAAUCUAUUCCUGCUGAAAAAACCUCGGCAGCAGAGAAUGGGAUACCAGAGACGGCAGUGGUCUCACCAUCUGUAGGGUCAGUGGCGGGGUGGCCGAAAGGCGACGUGGGUUGGGUUGGGUGGUCACCGAAAAAGGGCCACAGUGGAGGAGGCCAUGGUGGUGUCGAAAAAUCUAUUCCUGCUGAAAAAACCUCGGCAGCAGAGAAUGGGAUACCAGAGACGGCAGUGGUCUCACCAUCUGUAGGGUCAGUGGCGGGGUGGCCGAAAGGCGACGUGGGUUGGGUUGGGUGGUCACCGAAAAAGGGCCACAGUGGAGGAGGCCAUGGUGGUGUCGAAAAAUCUAUUCCUGCUGAAAAAACCUCGGCAGCAGAGAAUGGGAUACCAGAGACGGCAGUGGUCUCACCAUCUGUAGGGUCAGUGGCGGGGUGGCCGAAAGGCGACGUGGGUUGGGUUGGGUGGUCACCGAAAAAGGGCCACAGUGGAGGAGGCCAUGGUGGUGUCGAAAAAUCUAUUCCUGCUGAAAAAACCUCGGCAGCAGAGAAUGGGAUACCAGAGACGGCAGUGGUCUCACCAUCUGUAGGGUCAGUGGCGGGGUGGCCGAAAGGCGACGUGGGUUGGGUUGGGUGGUCACCGAAAAAGGGCCACAGUGGAGGAGGCCAUGGUGGUGUCGAAAAAUCUAUUCCUGCUGAAAAAACCUCGGCAGCAGAGAAUGGGAUACCAGAGACGGCAGUGGUCUCACCAUCUGUAGGGUCAGUGGCGGGGUGGCCGAAAGGCGACGUGGGUUGGGUUGGGUGGUCACCGAAAAAGGGCCACAGUGGAGGAGGCCAUGGUGGUGUCGAAAAAUCUAUUCCUGCUGAAAAAACCUCGGCAGCAGAGAAUGGGAUACCAGAGACGGCAGUGGUCUCACCAUCUGUAGGGUCAGUGGCGGGGUGGCCGAAAGGCGACGUGGGUUGGGUUGGGUGGUCACCGAAAAAGGGCCACAGUGGAGGAGGCCAUGGUGGUGUCGAAAAAUCUAUUCCUGCUGAAAAAACCUCGGCAGCAGAGAAUGGGAUACCAGAGACGGCAGUGGUCUCACCAUCUGUAGGGUCAGUGGCGGGGUGGCCGAAAGGCGACGUGGGUUGGGGUGGGAGCCUAUGGAAACCAUCGGUGACCUAUUGUAGGCCUGACGGUUGUAGUUCAUAUGGAUUGUAG